Molecule: messenger RNA, 1845 nt
Organism: Octodon degus (degu)
Lineage: Eukaryota; Metazoa; Chordata; Mammalia; Rodentia; Octodontidae
Gene: Dao
Product: D-amino acid oxidase
Exons: 11
Coding region: 410-1486 (358 amino acids)
Molecular function (GO): FAD binding; D-amino-acid oxidase activity
Source: RefSeq, a predicted model, not a curated record
UUUCCAGAUAGGUGCUUAUACCACUGAGCUGUAUCCCUAGCACCCCACCAGGAAUUUAUACUAUUACUGUGACCAUGCUGGCCUCCAGUGAAAAGACACUCCAGGCAAAUAAGAAAUGAAGAGAAUGCUUCAAGAAGCAUGUGUGUUUUCCUGAACUAAGAAGCUACUAUCAUCUUCCUGACUUGAGAGCCCUAGAAGACGUAGUUUCUAGGCUAAUAAAAAAAGAGGACAAAAAUCUUUCUGAAUCCCAAAUAACUUCUUGGCCUGCCGUUGACUGGUGUGCCGCAAGUAGAUGCUAUACCAGGCAUUAGGAUCUCCCCAUCAGGUGACUUGGAAGUGAUCAGUCUCUCUUGGGUAGAACUCCAGCACUGAGAAUCACUGCAGUCCUGAACAGACGGCUGCACCUCAGAUGCCAUCCUUGGCAACAAGCUUGUUGCUGACUAUGCGUGUGGUGGUGAUCGGAGCGGGGGUCAUCGGGCUAUCGACUGCCCUGUGCAUCUACGAGCGCUACCACUCCAUCCUGCAGUCACUGGACCUGAAGGUCUAUGCAGACCGCUUCACCCCACUCACCAACACUGACGUGGCUGCCGGCCUCUGGCAGCCCUACCUCUCUGGCCCCAGCAACCCACAGGAGAUGGCGUGGAACCAGCAGACCUUCGACUAUCUUCUGAGCCACAUCUACUCUCCCAACGCUGAGAAAAUGGGCCUGGCACUGAUCUCAGGCUACAACCUCUUCCACGAAGCUGUUCCGGACCCUUUCUGGAAAAACAUAGUCCUGGGAUUUCGGAAGCUGACUCCCAGAGAGCUGGAUGUGUUCCCUGACUAUAGCUACGGCUGGUUCCACACAAGCCUGAUUAUAGAGGGGAAGAGCUACCUGGAGUGGCUGACUGAGAGGUUAACUGAGAGGGGAGUAAAAUUCUUCCAGCGGAAGGUGGAGUCUUUGGAGGAGGUGGCCAGAGGAGGGGUGGAUGUGAUUAUCAACUGCACUGGGGUGUGGGCUGGGGCGCUGCAGCCAGACCCACUGCUGCAGCCAGGCCGGGGCCAGAUCAUUAAGGUGAAUGCUCCCUGGAUAAAGCACUUCAUUGUCACCCAUAAUCUCAAGAGUGGCAUCUACACAUCCCCAUACAUCAUCCCAGGGAUGCAGACAGUUACUCUUGGAGGCAUCAACCAGCUGGGGAACUGGAGUGAGAUAAAUAGUACCCAGGACCACAACACCAUUUGGGAAGGCUGCUGCAGACUGGAGCCCACAUUGAAGAAUGCAAGAAUUGCUGGUGAGCAUACUGGCUUCCGGCCAGUGCGUCCCCAGCUCCGACUGGAAAGGGAUCAGCUUCGUGUGGGAUCUGCAAGCACUGAGGUCAUCCACAACUAUGGCCAUGGAGGUUACGGGCUCACAAUUCACUGGGGCUGUGCUCUGGAGGCUGCUAAUCUGUUUGGGAAAAUUCUGGAAGAAAAGGAAUUGUACCGGAUGCCACCAUCCCACCUCUGAGGAAUCCAGUGACCAGCAGUGUCCCUGCAAGGAUUCCCCAUCCCCCCACCAACUAAUCAGUGUGCCCCCCUAGAAGCCUGUGUGUGCCCCCUGCCCCUAAUUCUGCUUCUUUCUACAAAUGUGCUUGAAGGAAGAGGAAGCCACAAGGUCUGUCCCUAGAGGGACAUCCAGCCCCACCUGCAGCCCCAUGAGUGCUGAGGUCACCCUCAGUCUCUGGGCCUGACACCGUGAGGAACAGUCCUCAGAAGAAAGGAAAACUCAGCGAAUCAAGGAGGCAGCUUCCCAAAGGCACAGAAAUUAAAGAUAAUUACUUGACUGUAAGUAAUACGAACAUAUUAAAGUUUCUGAAAAGGCCUGUA